AUGUUACUACGGAUCCAUUACUUUUGCCUGGCGGAGGCCUAUCGGGAGAGGACCAGUCACAGAGCUCUUAGAGAUUUCAGGCUGUUGCUCAACUGCAGGGCUGAUCCGGACAGCAGGGACCUUAAUGACAACACCCCACUGCACACAGCAGCCCAGAACAAAUGCCCAGCAAUCAAGCACACCCUGAUCAAAGCAGGGGCCCACAUGGACGUUGCCAAUGCCUUCAAGAAGUUGGUCUACCAGCUGCUGGAUGAGAAGCUGCUGGCCAGGGGCACCAUGCAGCUCUUCCACUAUGUGACCCUGCAGUGCCUUACAGCCCGGGCCCUGGACGAGAACAAGAUCCCCUACAAGGGCUUUAUCCCAGAAGAGCCAGAGGCUUUCACUGAACUGCACUGA
Lemur catta (Ring-tailed lemur) is the source of this 396-nucleotide messenger RNA. RefSeq names its product protein fem-1 homolog A-like. Bases 1 to 396 code for a protein of 131 amino acids. The record is from RefSeq and is a predicted model, not a curated record. The transcript is spliced from 2 exons. Gene Ontology annotation, molecular function: protein binding. NCBI's taxonomy places the organism in Eukaryota, Metazoa, Chordata, Mammalia, Primates, Lemuridae.